GCCCACACCCAAUAACGAAGUGGUUAAAGUAGGGAAUUACAGAGGAAGCUAUGGCCAUGGCAGCCGUCUCCGGCGAGAAACGGGAAAUUUUUAGAGUUUAACGAAAUAGAGAAGUAGAAGAUUCGAAGGUCCGAUCGAAGGAAUUGACUGCUAGGAAAUCUUGAAAUUCAAUUCCAUGGCUCCCGCCAAGAUUACUGUCGCCGCUCAUAUUCUCAGCAAGAAACUUCAAUUCAAACCUCAGCUCUGCAAGUUCCUCGGCAUUCCUCUCGUUUCUCCCCGCGGCGAUAUUCCCAUCCUAAUCUCCAAGUUCCUCAAGCUCUAUCAACCUCAGAGCCCUGGRCUCAGAAAGGACAGGAUCUGGGAGGAGAACUUGAAAGCCAUAUUAUGCGGAAAAGACGGAGUUGGGAUGCCAGAGGUUAACAAAAUACUCUCUCCGCAAUUCAAUGAUUCAAGUCUAAGAAAUAUGGAAAUGGAACGUCAAAAAGAUAUCAGGCAUGACAGAAGAUGAGGCCGAGGUGGAUAGGCUCUGACCGUUCUGGAGUGCGCCUUUUGAGUUGAUGAAUUGAGCUAGAAGCUGCUCUGUUAGACUAGAACUUUCGGCCUUUCGGGUGAGCCCCAUUUAACAAAUUCAUCUGUGAAAAGUUUUCUUUCUUAUCUCACACUGUUAAUUAUGGAGUAGUUGAUAAAAGACUGAUCAAAGAAAGUGUCUCUCUCUGACGAUUCCAUGUUUUGCUUUUCUUUUUUCUUGAUAUCUAUAUUUCAAGUGCGUUCGUGGGCUGUUCUGACCUGAAAAUUAAGCAUACUUUUGCUGAAUCUGGAAGAAUAGAUUACCUUCCCUUUACUUUAUAGCA
Messenger RNA from Momordica charantia (bitter melon), 851 nucleotides. RefSeq lists its product as uncharacterized. The record is from RefSeq and is a predicted model, not a curated record. Lineage: Eukaryota; Viridiplantae; Streptophyta; Magnoliopsida; Cucurbitales; Cucurbitaceae.